This is a messenger RNA of Manacus vitellinus (golden-collared manakin), 757 nucleotides long. RefSeq names its product transmembrane 4 L six family member 19 (gene TM4SF19). Gene Ontology annotation, cellular component: membrane. Lineage: Eukaryota; Metazoa; Chordata; Aves; Passeriformes; Pipridae. The record is from RefSeq and is a predicted model, not a curated record. The transcript has 5 exons.
GGGAGCACACCCUGGGGCAUCAUAAAUAGUCAGCUGGGGGGAGAUGCCUCCAGCACAGAGCUCAUCUGAGGGGUGGACGCUGCUGACGCCACGUGGCAUCGCUCCCAGGACUGAGAUGUGUGUGGGGAAGUGCAGCCGGAUUGUGGGUCCCUGCCUGCUGGCCCUGGGCACGCUCUCCAUGGCAGCCAGCAUCCUCCUGCUCUUCCCUGGCGGAGCAUCCAAGUACCUGCUGGAGGGGCACAUCAGCAGACACGCCCUGGCCGUGCCGGGUGUCUGGGGAGGCGGCAUCCCCGUGCUGCUGGCAGCGACCCACAUCACAGCACUGGGGUGGCGACGUGCCGGCUGCUCCACCUGCGGCACCCGCUGGAAUGCCUUCAUCUCCACCGUGCUCUCCAAGCUGGCGUUCCUGGGCGCUGCCUCCUGCUUCAUCCUCUCCGGGGUGGGUUUGACCAACGGCCCCCUCUGCUUCUACAACGCCUCUGAGCACAGCCUGGGGCACGGAGCCCUCUGGGGUUACCCCUUCCCGGAUGCCGCUGGCCAGGUGCCCGAUGCCAGGUGAGGGGCUGAAUCACCGGCCCAGACCUACCUCUAGAUCCGGCACUGGAGCAUCUGCCUGGACUCAGAAGGGCAUCGUGCCUGGAAAACGUCGGUCUCUUCUCCAUCUGGCUGCUGCCAGCGUGGCGAGAUGGUGCUGUCCUUCCUCCAGAUCAUCAACGGCUGCCUCGGCUGCCUCUGCGGCCUCUGUGAGGGCAAGUAG